AGUUACAGCAUCUCUUGUAGAGCUCUGCCAGAAGCAGAGAAGGGGGUGAGGGGAGAAGAAUGGCCAUAAAAAUGGAUAGGACGGGGAUCAUCGUGUCCGCGGUGGUCGGGUCUCUAGGGCUGUUGAGUGCCAUCUUGGGCUUCUCGGCAGAGGGGACAAAGCUCACUCCGUAUACCAUACUGGUGUAUGGCGACCAGUGCAUCUACCCGCAGAACCCCGCGCUCGCGCUAGGGGUCUGCGCCACCAUCUUCCUGCUGGUUGCCCAGAUCACCAUCUCGGCGGUCGGCGGUUGCUGCGGCUGCUGCAAGUCCCGCGCCAUUCCUUCCGAGACCAAGCGGAUCGUCGGCAUCAUCUGCGCCGUCUUCUCGUGGAUAGCGGCCUUGACCGCGUGCGUGCUCCUCUUGGAAGGCGCGUCGUGGAACGCCAACGUGGUGCGGGAGACCGCGCCGGACUGCUACUACCUCAAGGACGGCGUCUUCGCUGGCGCGGGCGUGCUCACCCUCGCCGCCGCGGCGCUCGGUAUCACCUCCUUCAUCAUGCUGCGGAGGCAGCCGGCCACGGCGGCGCCCGCAGUGGCUGCAGGCGGGCAGCCGCUGGGCGCUGGGAUCGCGAUGGGCCAUCCACAGUUCCCUCCGGCAGCGGGUGCAGGUGCACAAAGCAAGCCAAGCGAGCAGCCGCCGCCCGCCGGGAUCGCGAUAGGCCACCAGCAGUUCCCACCAUCGAGUAGCCCGCAGUACCCUUCGAAUCCUCAGGGAUACGGGCAAGCUCAGGUCGCUCCUACUGCUUCUCAUCCACAAGGGUACGGCGGACAAGCACCACAGAACCCACAGUUCCCUCCUCAUCUUCCUGCUCAUCAAGGCUACGGACCCCACGCACCGAUACAGCCGUCCUCACAUUCUCAAGGGCACCCCGCCGGCGCGGCGCCGCCGGCAGCGGCUGGCGCGCCUGAACCAGGCCAGCAGCCGCCGCCCUCCGGGGUCCCGAUGUGCCAUGGCCACCCGCAUAACCCGCAGUACCCUUCGAGCCCUCAGGGAUACGGGCAAGCUCAGGUCGCUCCUCCUGCUUCUCAUCCACAAUGGUACGGACAAGCACCACAGUACCCUUGUCAGCCUGAGCUAUCCAUGCAAGUUCCGGUCCCUCCUACUUCUCCUCCUCCGCAAGGGUAAGAGCAACAAGCAGAACUACCAACAGGUGUUCGCAAAGAAGAUCCGACAACAACGGCUGGGGAUAUCCUUCUAUCUAUGGUGACUGGUGCUACUACUGGAGGUGAUGUUGGAGCUACAAAUUAUGGGAAUACCGCCUAAUCCGAUGUUCUCUUCGUCAUGCUCGUCGUCAACAAAUUAGUCUUCCUUGAGUGUUCUGCUGAGUCUAAUUAUUUAGUUGUUCAAGCUUUUCUGCUCUGGUGGUUUAGUCUCAGUUUGUUGUUCGUUCUUCCUAGAUUCUGCCAGGGGCUGUCUGUCUUCCUUGUUCUAGUUUGAAUCAUCCCUAUGUUCUGCGAGCUCGGGCUAUAUAUAUAUUCCAGUACUUGUAACUACCGAUGUGGCCCGUGAAAAUUGCACGGCUAAACUACUUAUUAUGAAUUACUUUUUUU
Molecule: messenger RNA, 1591 nt
Organism: Phragmites australis (common reed)
Lineage: Eukaryota; Viridiplantae; Streptophyta; Magnoliopsida; Poales; Poaceae
Exons: 3
Coding region: 60-1166 (368 amino acids)
Source: RefSeq, a predicted model, not a curated record